This is a messenger RNA of Hipposideros armiger (great roundleaf bat), 5171 nucleotides long. RefSeq names its product metastasis associated 1 family member 3 (gene MTA3). The record is from RefSeq and is a predicted model, not a curated record. The transcript is spliced from 14 exons. The coding region runs from base 1 to 1530 and encodes 509 amino acids. NCBI's taxonomy places the organism in Eukaryota, Metazoa, Chordata, Mammalia, Chiroptera, Hipposideridae. Gene Ontology annotation, molecular function: sequence-specific DNA binding; histone deacetylase binding; transcription corepressor activity. Gene Ontology annotation, cellular component: nucleoplasm; NuRD complex. Gene Ontology annotation, biological process: negative regulation of transcription by RNA polymerase II.
AUGCUAACAGCAACAGAACCAUUUCUCUGCUUGUCAUUCUGUCCUUUGCAAGAGCAUGUCAGGGGGAAAUGCAGUGUCGCCCUCCUGAAUGAGACAGAGUCAGUAUUGUCAUAUCUUGAUAAAGAGGAUACCUUUUUCUACUCAUUGGUCUAUGACCCCUCAGUGAAAACACUAUUAGCUGACAAGGGUGAAAUCAGAGUGGGACCUAGAUAUCAAGCAGACAUUCCAGAAAUGCUCUUAGAAGGAGAGUCAGAUGAGAGGGAACAGUCAAAAUUAGAAGUUAAAGUUUGGGACCCAAAUAGCCCACUUACAGAUCGACAGAUUGACCAGUUUUUAGUUGUAGCACGUGCUGUUGGGACGUUUGCUCGAGCCCUUGAUUGCAGCAGUUCUGUGAGGCAGCCUAGUUUGCAUAUGAGCGCAGCUGCGGCUUCUCGAGACAUCACUCUGUUUCAUGCUAUGGAUACAUUGUAUAGACACAGCUAUGAUUUGAGCAGUGCAAUUAGUGUCUUAGUGCCACUGGGAGGACCUGUUUUAUGCAGAGAUGAAAUGGAAGAAUGGUCAGCCUCAGAAGCGAGUUUAUUUGAAGAGGCACUGGAAAAAUAUGGAAAAGACUUCAACGAUAUACGUCAAGACUUUCUCCCUUGGAAAUCACUGACUAGCAUCAUUGAAUAUUAUUACAUGUGGAAAACUACUGACAGAUACGUGCAGCAGAAACGUCUAAAAGCAGCAGAAGCUGAGAGUAAACUGAAACAAGUGUAUAUCCCAACUUACAGCAAACCAAAUCCCAACCAAAUAUCCACCAGCAAUGGCAAACCUGGUGCUGUGAAUGGAGCCAUGGGGACCACGUUCCAGCCACAGAAUCCCCUUUUAGGGCGAGCCUGUGAGAGCUGCUAUGCUACGCAGUCUCAUCAGUGGUAUUCUUGGGGCCCACCUAAUAUGCAGUGUAGAUUAUGUGCAACCUGUUGGCUCUAUUGGAAAAAAUAUGGAGGCCUGAAAAUGCCCACCCAGUCAGAAGAAGAGAAGCUAUCUCCCAGCCCAACUGCAGAGGACCCGCGCGUUAGAAGCCACGUGUCUCGCCAGGCCACGCAGGGGAUGCCCGUGCGCAACACUGGGAGCCCCAAGUCUGCGGUGAAGACCCGCCAAGCUUUCUUCCUUCACACCACGUAUUUCACAAAAUUUGCUCGUCAGGUCUGCAGAAAUACCCUCCGGCUGCGGCAGGCGGCGAGACGGCCGUUUGUCCCUAUUAAUUACGCUGCCAUUAGGGCAGAAUAUGCAGACAGACAUGCUGAACUAUCUGGAAGUCCACUGAAAAGCAAAAGCACUAGGAAGCCUUUGGCAUGUAUCAUUGGGUAUUUAGAGAUCCAUCCUUCGAAGAAACCUAACGUGAUUCGAUCUACACCAAGCCUGCAAACCCCAACUACCAAGCGGAUGCUAACCACCCCAAAUCACACGUCUCUGAGCAUUUUGGGGAAAAGAAACUACAGUCAUCACAAUGGCCUGGAUGAACUCACAUGCUGCGUGUCAGACUGAGCUAUUCCCGUUUCAUCCUAUAAUCCAAGACUUGCUACACUGUCCCGCUGAUGUUCACGGCCGUGCCUGGCAAGGAGGCAGUCCCAUUCCCAGUACAUAUCAGCGGGAGAUCUCCAUGUGCGCCCGAUGGAGACUUGAUGGGGCAGGGGAAGAAACUAGAGGAGUGCACGGCCCGAAAGCAGAGUCUCCACGUGUGGAUCAGUGUCUCUUCGCUUUCCUCCCAGAGACAUGGCUGUCCCAGCAGGACUUGCCCAGGAAUUGAGGGGAUGAGGGAGUCAUUCCACCCCCGUCCUUCUCCAGCACACCGCACCCUGGGCACAGCAGCUCCUGGAGCAGUGGGGCAGCUGAGAGCUCAGAGCUGCUGCUGCCCUGCAUGCGUCAGCCCAGCUCUGUUGUAAGCUGUAUGGUUGUGUACAGGAGGGACAUGGCAUCUUUCUGAAUGGAUUUUCCCUAACAAACGCGCCAGUGUUGCACUUCACAACAUUUCCCCCCAUCCUUGCUGUUAUUGUCACUGGCUUUUUCUCAAUAGGCUUCGUAGUUAUUUUUUUUUAAUGGGAAAAUAUCCCUCUUCACCCCCUGCACCCCAUAUUUGACCCCCACCCCCACCCCCCAUACCUCCAAGGUACAGAAUUACUUGAGAUUCUGACAAAAGAUAAGAAAACCAUCAUUGGGAAGCCUGUGAAUUCUUCACAUCAUCUGCAUUUUGUCCUUGAUAAGAGGCUGGUAGUCUACUUGGUUCUGCUUGGUCCUGGACAGCUCCCACAGGAGCCAGUGUUACACUGAGCCACAUGUGUGUAUCACUGUGACACGCCACUUGCACACUGUCCUGUUCCCUUAUAGCCAGACCAGCUGAGGAGGAAUGACAGCCAGGUUGGGCCUUCAGCAAGUCACCCAUCACCGGGUUUACGUUAAGCAGAUGGAAUCUGUUUGGCCUGGGAGGGUGAAGUCACAGAGCUAUGUUUGCAGGUGAGUCUGUGAAUAGGACACCAUGAGCCCCCACCCUUCUGACCCAAAGGUUUCUGUGAGCACACGUGUCUAGGCCCUGGGAAACCUGCCUGCAACCCCGUUUCCACUGGCUGUGGCUCUUCCCCUCUGCUCUCAGCACCAGCCCUUGCUGGCAUCACAGGCUGGCCGCUCUGCAGCUCUGUGCACACAGCUGCAGGGAUAGGAAUAACUUAAUGCCCCAUUGGCUCCCUGAGCAGAUGAGUCUGGCCACGCCCCUGCUCUCCAGGCUGUAGGACAGGGUCACAGCACCGUGAAAGACAACGGGGGUUUGGCUGGCCUCCCAGCCAUCUCGGAUCUGCAGCUGGGAGGCAGCUGGAUGGCAGAUAGUAGGAGCCCCAAGGGGCCAGGAGGUUGCAGAACAGAGUGGCUACAACUAAGUUGACCCCUCCCUACCCUCUACCCUCUCCUCCUGUCCCCAGGCAGAGUGAGUUAUCACUAUAAUGAUGAUGACACUCUAGAUAUCUAGAUCCUUAGAGCUAGGUUCAGCUCAGCAGAGAAUGCGAUGGGUGCUGGUUGGAGGCGCUGCUCAGAGCUUGAGCUGCCUUUUCCUUGUCUAGUUUUGCAGUCUCUGUGGCUUCUCUUCUGAGGAGGCGUUGGUUCUCAUCUUAGCCUUUUGCGGGGGUGACCCAGGGAUGUUGUCACCAUUGCCAACUCUUGGAGCUAUUCUGGGUCUUGGCUUGGGGCCCCAAGGGUGGGCCUGUGUCAGGUGCUCAGUGAGCCGGGUGGAGGUGGCAGGCAUUGUCCUCAGGGUUCCCCACAAAGAAGCCCUUUCAGAAAAGACCCAGGGAGAAGAGGCAACUGGCUGUCUGCAUUAAGCGCCACUUGGCGUGUUCUUCUCUAAAGAAAGAGACACGUGAAAGCUGCCUCUCUGUGCCCCUGUCCUGGAUUUAUUGUUGCACAUGGAUGUAGAAGGUGGAAUAGUUCAUUCUUUCACUUUCCUCUCCUAACCCACAUAAAAUAGUGACUGUUGAUUAGAGAAACCGUUACCUGCCCGUGACCUUACUGCCAGCCUCAGUCUCUCUGCCUGUGGCCGGCCUUACCCAGGCCCAGGAGAUCCGGAGACGGGGGCCAGGCCAGGUCUGCAGGAAGAACAGGGAGGCCCACCCCCAGUUCCAGGUCACAUUUAGCUUUGGGACAAAUGCUGCUCAUUUUGAGCCACAUGUACCAAGAAAGCUCUUCCUCCGCCUUGUAAGAGCUCCUGGCUCUACAGCCCCACCCUCUGACGGAGAGGAUGUUGACUAAGACCUUAUGCUCUGACUUCACCUCGCAAAGUCCCCCAGCACUCUGAUCAUUCCAGGGAAUGGAGGAAGGACACCAAGGAGCCUCUAACAUUCGUCUUUGCCAUUCUUGGCACUUGGUGCUGAGAGGGUUUCCCAGACACCCCGUUUCUGGGACCACAGCGUCACCCUUGUGUAUGUCAGUGGCGUCUCACUGUUGUGCAAUGAGCUUGUGGGUGGAACUUACAGAGUGUGUCUGCAUGGCGCAUAGCCUGUGCUGAGCCUGGUCUGUGCCCCUUUGGGUGAGGAUCCAGAAGCUUUGCAAGUCAUCUUCCCUCUCCUUCAUCAUUGCCCCCCCACACACACACACCCCGAUUUCUCAGCAGUGAUACGAAAGAGGAGGUUGUUGAGACAGGUUUUUUUAGCAUACCUCUCAAGUCCACCUUGCUCACAGCCCAGUUUCUAUCAGUCAGCAUCCAAUCAAGGAAACAGAAACCACUCUAAGAAUUACAACCCUGAGUUUUAAUCCAGAUCAUUGUUGAGCACAGUAACAAGAAAAGUUGAGAGGCCAAAUCGGGGGGAGGAGGCAACCCAGAGUUGGGGAGUGACAGCAGGAAGGCUGGUUGGACACGGGGGAAAGGCCGCUCUGUGUUACUAGAGCCCCGGGUUGAGGAACCUGGUGCCACACAGCGCCUAUCUGGUGGGAGCUGCAGCCGUGAGGAUGCCUUGUCCCUGCCAGAAACAAUCCCCUAAGCAGAGAGGGGGAGAAAGGCCUGGCUUCCCCCUACCUGUGCCUUCCAGAUUUCUGCAGGUGCCUCUUGUUAGCUAAACCCAGCUGGGAGCCCCUGACUGGGGGGCCUGGGACAAGCAGCCUGCAGUGGUCAGCCCCCCACCACUCAGAGCAGAGCAGGGGAGGGCAAGGAGCGGGCCAGAAGGCAGCAGGCCGGGCGUGCAUGGCCUUGGUUUGCUGUGUCACGCGGAGCCUGAUGUCCAUGCCCCAUGCCUUCCUGAGCCCCCAGUGAGAGAGGCCGGAGGAGCUGCCCCCCUAGGCUUUUGUAGAUUCUCUUUCACUCUGCCUAGAGAGGAAAGUGCUUUUGGGAGGGAGGGAGAAAGCCUUUAUUCUUAACCGUUGCCCCUGUUUUCCUUUGGGGGAAUUUACCCGUUUAGCAACCCCGCCUCGCCAUGCCCCUCAGGAAAGCCAUGUCCCAGUUUUCUGUCCACGCCCCCCCGUUGCUCUCCCCCCAGUCUCUGAUUCCCUUCCAGAGAACACUGACCCAGACCAUGCAUCCGUGGUCAUGAGUGUUUCCCCAGGAUAAUUCAUUCAGAGCGUGAUAUUACAGUGUUGACCGUCUGUCUGUAAGUAGAUGCCAUCUACUAAUCAAUUUGUAUCGUGUUUCCAAUAAAUUCCUGGAAAUUCUG